CACUGACAAGCGUUUCCCUCACUGGGGGAGACAGAGAGAAGGAGGUGGGGAGAGGAGAAGUGGAGAGAAAAGAAAAAAGGAGAGCGACAGAGAGCAACACAGUGAGGGGAAUAAGUUUUCGGUUGGAGGGAGGACAAGCGAGGGAGAGUUUGGAGUGAGAGAGCGUGGUGGGUGGCAGUAGGGGGGAUUGGGAGCUUCAUUUUCCCUUUUCUUUUUACAGCUGUGAGGACCGCCUGCCACCUCUCUUCUCCUUCUUCCCCCCUCCUCUCCUCCUCCUCCUCUUUUUCCUCCUCUCUGCUCCUCUUCUCAUCCUGACUCUCCUCUCCCAGCUCCCGCCGUGGGGUCUCAGCUCUCCAUCUCCCUCCCCCCCUCCCUCGCUCCCUACCUCCCCCGGGCGCUGCUGGGAGCCUCUGGGCUUCUGCGCCGCAGGAGGAUGUCUUGCAGGGAGUCUCCACCGCCGCCCUCACCGCCUCCACCUCCGCAGCUGCUGGGAGUGCGGAGAGGAGAGGUGGAGAGCGAGGAUCGUCCGGAGCGUGCUGAGCCGCUGUCCGAUGCCGAGAGGGAGAUCGUCCAGGACACGUGGGGGCAUGUCUACAAGAACUGCGAGGAUGUGGGAGUGUCUGUGCUGAUAAGGUUCUUUGUCAACUUCCCAUCGGCCAAACAGUACUUCAGCCAGUUCCAGGACAUGGACGAUCCAGAGGAGAUGGAGCGAAGCAGCCAGCUUCGACACCAUGCCCGCAGGGUGAUGAAUGCCAUCAAUACUGUGGUGGAGAACCUCCAUGACCCAGAGAAGGUAUCAGCAGUGCUGGCCCUGGUGGGAAAGGCCCAUGCUAUUAAACACAAGGUGGAGCCCAUGUACUUCAAGAUCCUGAGCGGCGUGAUGCUGGAGGUGUUGGCUGAAGAUUUCCCAGAAUUCUUCACAGCAGAGGUGCAGAUGGUGUGGACCAAACUGAUGGGGGCGGUGUACUGGCAUGUGACAGGAGCCUACACAGAGGUGGGCUGGCUCCAGGUCUCCAGCUCAGCCGUGUGAACAGUUUGGAGGAAGAGGGGGUAAAAAAAGUUUCACUUGCAAAGAGUUCUGUGAGGAUGGUUUCACAGACAUGGAUGAGAUUAACGUGGUAAUCCGUGCAACUCUGUACUUUAUUUUGGUGACGUUUUGGGUGCUAAACCUUCAUUGCUGUGGUGUUUCUACAUUGCAGUUUCCAGAGAUCACUUGGACACCAAAAAAUAUAGCCAGAACACAUUUUUACAUUUGUUCUAAUAAAGUUUUAGCCAGUAUAAGUGGCACUUUGGUCUGUGUUUUGAACCAUGCAGCUAU
Messenger RNA from Epinephelus moara (kelp grouper), 1318 nucleotides. It is a transcript of the gene cygb2, whose product is annotated as cytoglobin 2. Gene Ontology annotation, biological process: oxygen transport. The coding region runs from base 434 to 1030 and encodes 198 amino acids. The record is from RefSeq and is a predicted model, not a curated record. The transcript is spliced from 3 exons. Lineage: Eukaryota; Metazoa; Chordata; Actinopteri; Perciformes; Serranidae. Gene Ontology annotation, molecular function: oxygen binding; iron ion binding; heme binding.